GGACACGUUCUCGUCACUCAUGGCAUAUAUGCCUUCUGUAGACAUCCCUCUUAUGUCGGAUGGUUUUACUGGUCGAUCGGUACUCAAGUGAGCCAUAGAUUCCCUGAUACUUAUGCCGAUAUAAUUCUAAUGAAUCCCAUUUGUUGUGUGGGAUAUGCGGUCAUGAGUUGGAUAUUCUUCAGAGACCGCAUAUAUCACGAAGAGAUUACUUUAUUGAACUUCUUUGGCGAUGAGUACCUUAAAUAUAAACAAAGGGUCGGAACAGGUCUUCCAUUCAUAACCGGAUACCGAUUCCAACUUUAAUUGUAAUUUCAAAUAAGUUUUUGAAGAAUUUAUACAAAAAAGUCAAAACAUAUCAUUUGUCUCUCAUGUGUGUUCAUAAUACAAGACUAGUCAUUGUUUUACAUAAAUUUAUUACAAAUUGUGGAAAACUAUUAAAUUAAUGAAUUAAGUAUGAAAGCCCUUAACGUCCCUCAGGAUUGGUUGCACCUGAGAUCAAGAGGAAUAUGACGACCGGCACGAUAUACAUCCACUACAAGAC
Oppiella nova is the source of this 541-nucleotide messenger RNA. The record is from the annotation of a GenBank genome assembly. Lineage: Eukaryota; Metazoa; Arthropoda; Arachnida; Sarcoptiformes; Oppiidae.